AUGGGCCAGCAUGAGUUUGAGAAGAAGCUGAUGGCGGCAGAGAGCAACAGGGCGCGCGAUGAUUGCUUGGAGCUGCUGCAUUACGUGCGAAAAGAGAAACUGCGUGAGCCCCACGCAGUUGCGAGCAUCGGAAAGUUGCUGGUGACGAAGCACAGCUGGGGACUUGGCGAUGAAUUAUGGACAGUGUACGAACAGACAUUCAUUGCUGCUCUGGAUCUGCACGAUGACGAGCUGUCCGAGACCUGCUUGAAAGCAUUGCAGACCAAGUUCCCAGGCAGUUCUCGUGUUGCGAGACUCGAAGGAAUGCAAUUGGAACAGCGUCGUGAGUUUACGAAAGCACUGGCUCUAUACGAUGAGCUACUAGAGGCCAAUCCAGCCAACGCCUUGGUGUUUAAACGCAAAAUUGCGGUGCUAAAGGCACAGAGAAAGACGGCAGACGUUGUGACUGCAUUAAACGAGUUCUUACGCAGCUUUGGAACGGAUCAAACAGCUUGGACGGAGCUUGGUGAGACGUACUUGUCCAUUGGAACGUAUCGUUACGCUGCCUUUUGCUACGAGGAGUUGGUGCUGUUGAACCCCAUGGAUGCCAUCUCCCACAGUCGUCUAGCUGACAUCUAUGCCACAAUUGGAGGUCUGGACAAUCUGCUGAAAGCACGUAAACAUUAUGCACACUCGCUCGAGCUGAAUAAAAAGCAAAACCUACGUGCAUCCUUUGCGCUGGUGGCAUGUACUAAGGCCAUUGCAACGCAGCGUGGCUAUCGCGCAGACCAGGACGAUGGUGGAAUCAACGGGCGCCUACAGAACUUCGCGCUCGAUUAUAUUCAGGACUUUUAUGCAGUGCACUCAUCCCCCGACCUCGCUGAGAUUGCGGAAACUGCACUUAUGGCGCUCUAG
Peronospora farinosa is the source of this 894-nucleotide messenger RNA. Lineage: Eukaryota; Oomycota; Peronosporomycetes; Peronosporales; Peronosporaceae. The record is from the annotation of a GenBank genome assembly.